AUGACAGACACUCAGAGCGACCGAGGGUAUCAACUUGGUGUUGAUGUGGGAGGUACAUUUACGGACGUGUUCGUCUUCGCGCCCGAUGGCCGGACUGUUCGCGCGAAGGUUCCGACCACGAUUCCGGAUCAGAGUAUUGGCAUUCAGAAUGGAAUUUCCAAGGCUCGCAAGAUACUCCAAGACCAGUUCGGAUGGUCGGGGAAAUUUCAAUUCAUUCAUCAUGGCACAACCACUGCCACUAACGCAGUUCUUGAAGGGAAGGGAGCUCGUACCGCGCUAGUUGUCACUGCGGGCCACAAAGACAUUCUGGCGCUGCGCCGGUCCCAAAUCCCUGGAGGCCUGGGCGCAUGGCUUCAUUGGACGCCACCGGAGCCGAUUGUACCUCUCGAGCGUGUUGUGCAAUGUAAGGAGCGCAUGUCGGUUCACGGUGAAGAAGUCACGCCCGUGGAUGUGGACCACUUGAGGCAAGGCCUCAGAGAAUUGGCGGGCCAGGAGCCAGAGGCAAUCGCAAUCUCUCUCUUGAACUCUCACAGCAACAGUGCUCAUGAGCUAGAAGUUCAACAGAUCGUUCGCGAAGAGCUCGGUGCUGAUGUUGCGAUUAUCUGCUCUGCCGACGUUCUUCGUGAGGUCGGCGAGUAUGAGCGGACUGUGACCACAUGCACCAACACUCUGGUCAAGCCGGUGGUCCAAACAUACCUUGAGAACCUGUCAAAAACGCUCGUUGCAGAAAGUGAGACAAUCCGAGUCUUGAAAAGUGAUGGAGGGCUGACAAGUCUGACCCUUGCAUCGGAGCUCCCCGUCAACAUCCUGAUGUCAGGUCCCGCUGGCGGCGUGAAGGGAGUUGCAGAUGUGGUCGCUCAAAGCACGCCCUAUAAGAACUUGAUCACACUGGAUAUGGGCGGGACGUCCACAGACUGUGCCUUAAUCUAUAAUGGUCGACCUCAGCUCCGAAGAGAGACCGUGGUAGACAAUCUCUCUGUGCGAGCUCCGGCAGUAGAUAUCAAGACGGUCGGGGCGGGCGGUGGCUCCAUCACGACCUACAUGGAGCUCACGGAAACUCUGCGCGUUGGGCCCGAUAGCGCGGGCGCAGUACCCGGACCUGCAUGUUACGGCAAAGGCGGGUAUCAAGCGACGGUCACCGAUGCAAACCUGGUCCUCGGUUACCUGCCCAAGACUCUGUUGGACGGCGAGUUCACGCUGGAUGUGAAGGCGGCCAUCGCAGCCGUUGAGAGUGUCGCUUCUCAGAUGAAACUCCCCGUGACGCAAACUGCAGAGGAUAUUAUCAACAUUAUCAAUGAGGCAAUGUAUGGUGCAUUGCGACUAGUGUCGGUGGAACAGGGAUAUGACCCGCGAGAAUUCGCGCUGGUCGCCUUUGGAGGUGCUGGACCUCUGCACGCCAAUGCCGUUGGCGAACUUUUGGGGGCAUGGCCGGUCAUCAUUCCCCCCUCGCCGGGAAUUUUGUGCGCUCAGGGUGAUGUGACGACCAAGCUUCGGCAUGAACAGUCUACAACGUUCAUUCGUCUGGCGUCUGAGACAACGCUGGAAGGGAUUCGAGAGCAGUACAGUAUCUUGGAGAAGCAGUGCCGAGACACACUGAAGCGAUCUUCAGGAGAGGCUUGGCCUAUAGCCUGGAAGGUUGGAUAUCAGGUAGACCUCCGAUAUAAGGGACAGGCCUUGACGAUUACAAUUGAUCUUACACCAGAUGAGCUCGAGGUUGAUACGACUGGGUGGCACAAAAUUUUGCGAACAAAGUUUGAUCAACAACAUCAACAAUUGUUCACUUAUACUCUCGCUGACUUUGAACUUGAAUUAAUGCGCUUGGGUAUAGUCCUUGAGGAUGCGUCACCUAGUAUCGAUAUCCCAGAGAUUGGCAAGGCUAUCAAAACUGAGCCAUCAGCUGAAGCAAAGCUUGGAGAACAAACAAUUAUAUUCCAGGGAAAACAGCAUAAAGCCACAAUGUGGAGUCGUGAAAAACUCUCGAAGCAAGGUGUUCAAAUCCAAGGGCCAUCUAUCAUUUCAGAAAUGGACAGCAAUACCCUGAUUCUGCCAGGUUACUAUGGCGAGAUUGAUAGCAUUGGAAAUAUUUUGAUCAAUCCAAUGGAGAAGGCGCCAUACGAUGUCACAAAUCAUACAGCCGACUCGGCCAGAAAGCUUGUCAAAGAUAGCCCUUUGGUUCCCACGCUAAUCUCGGCCACACUUGGCUCGAUUCGAGGUGAAAUGGACAAAAUGAUGCUGCGCUGCAGCAUGUCCCCUGCAAUCAGGGAGCAACAGGACGAAUUUAAUGUCAUUACGGAUGCCAGUGGCAAAAUGCUCGUUGGACAAUUUGGCAGUUUCAUCACAGAGUUCCUCAAUAUCUGGCACGGCACCAUUGAGGAGGGAGACGUGUUUGUCACAAAUGAUACCUACCAAGUACAAGGAGCUAUCAGCCAUCUCAACGAUGUGAUUGUAUUUUUGCCAAUCUUUCAUGAGCAUCGCUUGAUCGGUUACGCGUCGCAAUUUGGCCACCUAACAGAUGUUGGAGGUAUAGUACCCGGGAGCAUGUCCAUCAAUGCCACGUCCGUUUUUGACGACGGUGUUCAAAUCCCCUGCAUCAAGCUAUAUUCCAAUGGGGUGAUGAACUCUGAUCUAGUUGAGCUGCUCUGCCGAAACUCUCGCCAGCCAGCAUGGUAUCGCUCCGAUCUUACUGCAAUUGUAGCAGCGUGCUCCAUGGCUGCUACUCGGGUUCGUGAAUUAGUAACGCGGUUUGGACAAGAAGUAUACUUGGCUGCAUGUGAUGAACUUCUUUAUCGGAACCGUACUGGACUCGCAAAAAUUGUGGAACGACAAUUCGAUGACAAGGAAAGCCAGUUCACCGAUUUUGUGGAUGAUGAUGGCCAUGGUGUCGGACCUUGGGCCCUCAGCUGCUCUAUGAAGAAGGUAGAUGGCAACCGAUUGCUAUUUGACUGGACUGGCACCUCUCCUCAGAGUCAGCAUAGUAUCAACUUCUUCCUAUCUGAAACUAUGUUCAAGAUGUUCAUCGGAUACUACUUGAUCGCGGCGGCAGCGCCUGGUACGGUUAUCAACGAUGGGUUUCACGACUUGAUUGAUGUCCAUAUACCUGAGGGUACCAUCCUAAAGCCUCUUCGCCCUGCACCUAUUUCUUGCCGUACCCAUCUUCUCGGGCGCACGUUGGAUAUCGUACAGGCUCUGAUCGGACAGAAGAAUGAUGCCUACCAGGCUGCAGCCGGUUUUAGCGACUCUCCACAUUUCUUCUACUCUGGUUUCAAACCUAAUGGCGAAUGGUAUCAGCUUUACCAAAUUGGGUUUGGAGGCGUGCCUGCACGACAGGCUGGUGAUGGCCCCGAUUGCCAUUGCCUUUUCCCAGCUAUAAAGUCUAUCCCUACGGAGAGCAUUGAGCUUAACUACCCAUUACGUAUUGAAGCCAAUGAAAGCGUUGCGGAUAGCGGUGGACCGGGGUUCUACCGUGGUGGCAAUGCACAGCGCACUUUAUAUCGGUUCCUGGCAAGAGGUGAAUUCAGUCUACAUGAUGAUCGAUGGUUCACCAAGCCAUGGGGCCUCAAGGGUGGAAAACCUGGUCAACGAUCUCGAAAAGUGCUUUAUAGAUACUCUAAAUCAGCCGACAGCCCGCCCACAGAAGUGUUGCCAUCGAAAUGCGAUCAUAUUCGCGUGGACCCUGGAGACCUUCUUGAGUGGGUAACUUGGGGAGGGGGCGGACUUGGGGAUCCACUGACACGACCGGUUGAAAAAGUAGCACAGGAGGUGCAUCGGAAAUCGGUCACGGUUGAGGGAGCACACCAAGGAUACGGAGUUGUUGUGAACAAGGAUUUCACAGUUGAUCUGAAAGAGACCGAAAGGCUACGAUUGCAAAUGAAGACGGAGCGUAGUAACCUGCAAUCCUUGUCGAUUUAUGACCGCGGCGGAAGCCUUGAGGCUCUACGAGAAUCGUGUUUGCAGGAGACAGGACUGGAAGCGCCUCGCCCUCAGUGGGAGACAGACUUGUAUGGUCCACAUUCGGGUGUAGAAUAUGUGAAGGAGUGGUACGCCCGCAUGAGGAUUCAGAAGGGGUGGGAGAUAAGCUGA
Molecule: messenger RNA, 4080 nt
Organism: Penicillium macrosclerotiorum
Lineage: Eukaryota; Fungi; Ascomycota; Eurotiomycetes; Eurotiales; Aspergillaceae
Exons: 1
Coding region: 1-4080 (1359 amino acids)
Biological process (GO): glutathione metabolic process
Cellular component (GO): cytosol
Molecular function (GO): 5-oxoprolinase (ATP-hydrolyzing) activity
Source: RefSeq, a predicted model, not a curated record